Messenger RNA from Perca flavescens (yellow perch), 1622 nucleotides. It is a transcript of the gene tmem59, whose product is annotated as transmembrane protein 59. The record is from RefSeq and is a predicted model, not a curated record. Lineage: Eukaryota; Metazoa; Chordata; Actinopteri; Perciformes; Percidae. Bases 83 to 1042 code for a protein of 319 amino acids. Gene Ontology annotation, cellular component: late endosome; lysosome. Gene Ontology annotation, biological process: positive regulation of autophagy. The transcript has 8 exons.
CGUGAGGCAUGAAUUCCCGCGAGAUAACAGUCCGAUUAAAGAGGAAGAAGAGCGUGUUGUUUGUUUAGGUUUCGCAGACAAAAUGGGGACUCUUUCCUCCUUUGUCUGUAUGUUGGGACUGUUUGUCCUGCUUGCGUGCACCUCAGCAUCUUCAGAUGUGUUCGAUAGCGUUUUGGGAAACACAGUAUCCUGCCAUAAGUCAUGUGAAAUGACAUACAGUUUGCACACGUAUCCACGGGAAGAGGAACUCUAUGCCUGUCAGAGAGGCUGCCGUCUGUUCUCCAUUUGUCAGUUUGUUCGUGACAGCGAAGAUCUAAAUCAGACCAAAUCCGAGUGUGAAUCAACCUGUCAUGAAGCCUACACCCAUUCUGAUGAGCAGUAUGCAUGCAAUCUGGGCUGUCAGAAUCAGCUUCCAUUUGCUGAGCAACGUCAUGAGCAGUUGGAGGCCAUGAUGCCCAGGAUUCACCUGCUGUACCCACUGACUCUGGUCAGAGGGUUUUGGGAGGAUGUAAUGAGUCAGGCACACAGCUUCAUCACUUCCACAUGGACAUUCUACCUCCAGGCUGACGAUGGCAGAGUUGUCAUUUUCCAGACUGAGCCACAAAUCAAGUUUUUCUCCCAAUUUCAAGUGGAAACCGACGUUAAAGAGGAACAGAAGACCUUCCCAGUUUACAAAGAAUACCAUCGCACUUUAAUCCAGGAGAGGGACAGAGAUAUGACCGGGGACCGCAGCUAUGAUGAUGAAUAUAACCUCUUUAGCUGUCUUUCAAGAAACCCUUGGCUACCAGGUUGGAUCCUAACCACAACCCUGAUCCUGUCUGUGCUGGUCCUGAUCUGGAUCUGCUGUGCCACUGUGGCAACUGCUGUAGACCAAUAUGUACCUGCUGAGAAAUUGAGCAUCUAUGGUGACAGGGAAUAUGUAAAGGAAGAGAAACUGACUCCAUAUCCAGCAUCCUCCCUGAUAAUCAUUACCUCCAAAGGGCCAGAGGAAGAGGCCGGGCCGCUCCCUUCCAAAGUCAACCUGGGCCGGUCUGACAUCUAGAAACCAAGCUGUAGCAGAGAAAGAAAUUCUUCUUUUUAGGAAUAAUAUUUAGAUGAUUUUUUUUUUUUUUUUUUUUUCUCUGGCACAACACCUUUUUGCUUAUGGUCUAAACAGGAGUAACUUCUUGCAAAACAUUUUGUAUUACUGAUAUGUCUCGUCUCCCUUUUUGAUGCUUUUAAAAUUGAAGUAAUGAAAAGGUAUUUUGUUUGUAUAUUGGUAUAAUUGAGGCAUUAUAGUAUAAUGGCAAGUAAAAUAUGUUUAGGGAUUUUUCUUUCGACUAGCUCUCUGUUGGUGUUCUUAUUUUAUUGAAUAAUGGGUAAAGGAACUAUUAGUGACUUGAAGUAAUACAGGUUUCAACCCAUACCCUCAACUUUUGGUAAAAAUAGAUUGUGCUAAUAUUGCAGGCUCUCCCUGUUUGUUCUAAUGUUUUUACUGCAGUGAUUUACAGCUGAUACUGGAUUUUACAAUAAAAUUCUUUGCCCUUAAUCUUAAUAGUGACAGUACACACAAUUAAGUCUUUCCUGGGUUGCGGUUUGUUCUCAUAAUGAUGGAUCAGAAAUAAAUACAAGAGUCACGUUGA